Onychostoma macrolepis is the source of this 8017-nucleotide messenger RNA. It is a transcript of the gene lrrc4bb, whose product is annotated as leucine rich repeat containing 4Bb. Bases 519 to 2693 code for a protein of 724 amino acids. Gene Ontology annotation, cellular component: plasma membrane. The record is from RefSeq and is a predicted model, not a curated record. The transcript is spliced from 5 exons. NCBI's taxonomy places the organism in Eukaryota, Metazoa, Chordata, Actinopteri, Cypriniformes, Cyprinidae. Gene Ontology annotation, molecular function: protein binding.
ACGGCCACGACGCGCACGAUCUGCCUGCAUACACUUAGAAAAAUGCGCCAGUAGGUUUGUGCGCCUCAUACCCCGGAUAAUCAAAUUACAUUCGAUUUUCACACUUUACGGCGAGCGAUUGCAUCGUUUUUGUUCCAGCGGUGGUAUGAUCUGUUAACUAUAUAUUCACCGUUAUUCACCGUGUCGGCGCGCACUGACGCGCUCCGGAUCUGAGAGAGACACCGAAUCAAACGGGGGAAAAAAUCAUUAGAAGAAGAUCCGUCGAGGAGAAAGGAAAAGGUUUCCACAUGGUUAUGAUGUGUAUGAAUCAUUAGAAGAGGAUCCGGAUGAUGCGAUGGAUGCAUGAGAGGAGAACGUAAGCAAGGCCAGUGCUGACUGUGAUGAUUCUGAGCAGAAGACUCCUGUAGCAGCAUCCAGUGCUGUUGACAACUGCGUGGAUUACACUUUGAUGCCACAAGAUACCUGAUUCCACAAGUUAAUCGUAAAAAAAGAAAGGGGCAGGACAUGACUCAGUUGCCAUGCAGGCUGCUAUUGUAACAGGCUUUUUCAGCCCCUCCCCCCUCAUCUGGUUGGUCCAACUUUUGUUGUGGCCACACCUCCUUGGACCUAGAUUGGCCGAAGCCAGUCCCACCUGCCCUGCUCCCUGUAGCUGUUCCAAUCAAGCCAGUCGAGUGAUCUGUACCAGAAAAGGCUUAAAUGAAGUUCCACAGAGUAUCUCGUCCAAUACUCGAUACCUCAACCUCCAGGAGAACUCCAUACAGGUGAUCAGGUCAGAUACCUUCAAGCACCUAAAUCAUCUGGAAAUCUUACAGUUGUCCAAGAACCAGAUUCGUCAGAUAGAAGUGGGAGCUUUCAAUGGCCUUCCCAAUCUUAUCACCCUGGAGCUUUUUGACAACAGACUACCACUGGUACCAUCACAGGCAUUUGAGUACCUGAGCAAGCUGCGUGAACUCUGGCUAAGGAACAACCCCAUAGAGACACUCCCAGCGUACGCCUUCCACCGUGUGCCAUCACUGCGACGCUUAGACCUUGGCGAGCUGCGCAAACUCAGUUUCAUCUCGGAGGCUGCAUUCGAAGGGUUGCUGAACCUACGUUUCCUGAAUCUGGGCAUGUGCGGGCUUAAGGAUGUACCCAACUUGACGCCUCUCGUGAGGCUAGAGGAACUGGAGCUGUCGGGAAACCAGCUGGGAGUGGUGCGUCCUGGAUCUUUCCAAGGUCUGGUGUCUCUACACAAACUGUGGCUCAUGCACUCUCGGAUCUCUGUCAUUGAGAGGAAUGCCUUCGAUGACCUCAAGAACCUGGAGGAGCUCAAUCUGUCUCAUAACUCUCUGCAUUCGCUGCCCCACGACCUCUUCACUACACUGCAGCAGUUAGAGCGUGUCCAUCUGAACCACAACCCUUGGGUUUGCAACUGUGAUGUUCUGUGGUUGAGCUGGUGGCUUAAAGAAACCAUACCUGAUAACUCCACUUGUUGUGCACGUUGCCAUGCCCCACCGGGUACUAAGGGCAGGUACAUUGGUGACCUCGACCAGCGAGACUUCACCUGCUACGCACCUGUGAUCGUGGAGCCACCCACCGACCUGAACGUGACGGAGGGAAUGGCAGCGGAGCUGAAAUGCCGCACUGGGACAUCCAUGACUUCCGUUAACUGGUUGACCCCCAACGGAACCUUGAUGACCCAUGGAGCGUACAAGGUCCGGAUCUCGGUCCUGCAUGAUGGAACCCUGAAUUUCACCAACGUGACCAUGCAAGACACUGGACCCUACACCUGUAUGGUCACUAACUCUGCUGGCAACACCACGGCGACCGCCGUGUUGAACGUCUCAGCAUCUGACCCAGGCAAUGGCUACAGCUACUUCACAACUGUUACCGUUGAAACUGUAGAGACUGGGCAAGAUGGCCACGAUUCGGCACGGCAGUUCGUCAACGAGACGUUUAUUAGUUUUCCAGGUCCGACGGCUGCAACUGCAUCGGUAGGUCCCACUGGCUCGAUGCUGUCCUCCUUGUCGCCUCGAGCCACGCGUGCACCUGAUCGCCCAUUCACGGUCUCCAUCACGGACGUCGCCAACCUGUCGGGUCUUGAGGACGUAAUGAAGACGACCAAGAUCAUCAUCGGCUGCUUUGUGGCCAUCACCUUCAUGGCGGCUGUGAUGUUGGUUGUCUUCUACAAGCUUCGCAAGCAGCACCAACUGCACAAACACCACGGCCCAGCUCGCGCCAUCGAGAUCAUCAACGUCGAGGAUGAGAUCGGAUCUACCGGUGGAGCUAGCGGCAUCACAGGAGGGAGCACCAUCCACACAGGAGCAGGAUCUGGUGGAGGAAGUGGACAGAGUCCGAGGAAUCAUGACCCUGAGAUCAUGACCCUACCGAGCGUUGGGCAAGCGGACCACCUGAACCACUACUACAAAGCGCACCACUUUAACAACAACGUGCUGGGCUUGAACAUGGCCUCUGGAAUGCUCAACAACAAACCCAACCCUUCCUCCCAUAACCAGGCUUCGACCAUGAAAAUGGGGACUUCCGGUGAUCCCUCCAACCCUGGCUCGACCUCACCUCCCCUGCCAAUUCCCAUCCCGAUGUCGAUGACCUUCCAUGGAACUCUGAAAGGCCUUAGUCACGUUCCCAACAUGCAGACUGAACCGCUGUUGCUAUCGAAUGGUUCCAAGGAGAGUGUUCAGGAGACCCAGAUCUGAUUACCCUCGCAUACACGUGCACACGCAGGAAGGGAAGUAGACUGGUUUUUACGCCAGUGUGACUGUCGAGUUUCUGCGGUCUUUGACUUUUGGAACUCCGUCCCUUUCCGACAGAUUCUAUGGAAUAUUCCGUUCGAUUAACAGAGAGACAGGCUUUUACUGAUGAAGUGGACAUGGCGCUGUUGAGUACAUACGUGCCAAAGCAAGCGUCUUUUUUGCAGUUCUUAUGAGUUGUGUCCGCGUAUAAAAAAAAUAUAGUCUAUAUUAAAGUAGUGUAAUUACUUAAGUGUUGGUUUGCCACAGUCCAGCGACACCGAGUACACACACCGAUGUACAGCAGCUAACAGAUCUGUAUAAAAGCAUACACACAUUUACACUUCCCGGAGGUUGACAUCAUUAUUCAUCGUACUCACCUCGGUAGGUAGUGUACCUGUGUGUGUGUGUGUGUGUGUGUGUGUGUAUGUGUGUGUGUGUGUAAGGGACAGUAUUAACUGAGACUAAUUCAAAAAUAAAGACUUAAACUGCUGUGAUCCAGAACACAUGCUCAUGUUCACUCUGCGUCAUGAUGACAUUCUGAAUCUAGCACAAGUGAGGAUCAGUUCAUAAGCUCAGAAAUCUGAACUCUAAAAGACACCAGUUUCAGGGUGACAUACACUUUCAUCAUACCUAGAGGAGAGAGCAGAGAGAAGAAGCCUUUCCAUGUGAACAAUAAGAGUACUUGGCUGCUGUCCUCAGCAAAGGUACCACAGUACCUGCCGCCGUAGUGCAAACUCUCUGUGCAUAUCUGCGUUCGAAGAGAUUUUGAGUGUCAUAUGUUUGUCUUUUCGCCUGAAUUGAAGAGUAACAGCAGUGUGUAAGGGCUAUUUCACUGGCAUUCGAUGUGUGCAGAACAUGUCUGGACUUAAAGUCAACAUGAAACGAAACAUUUAACUUCUGUAGUUUGAAACGGGAUAUUCAAUGGACGCAGGGCGGGACUUGACUUUAUUCAUCAGGAAUUGAUUGGAUUUUGAAAAGCGGGCAUACCAGAACGGAGUCAAGAGGGAUUUGUGACGGUAGCCGAACUGGAAAGUCAUUUCAGAGGCGGAGCAGGUUACAUUUUGAUAAAAGAUUCUGAAGAUAUUUUUUUUUUACUUGGCAUAAUGUGCAUAGAUGACUUGUGCACAAUAAGGAUUGUGUGUUAAUGAAAACGGCGUCCAUUUUGAGUUCAUGUUGACUUUAAAAUAAGCUGUAUUAAAGCUUUGAAAUAUACUGGGAUACGCAGCACAGGGGAUUUCGCCGACAUGAAAAAUUUUAGAUUUUUAACAGAGAGAGAAUGAAAGACAUUGUGAAAAUGUCCAGAUUUUUCUGAUGAAAGAUUUUGCAAUAUGACUAAUCUAAUGUAAUCUAAUGUAAAGAUUUUCAAGUAUACUGUUUAUAGACCAAAUCGCUGGGUUUGGGAAUCAGGGUUCAGGGAAUGGGAAUAAUACCGCAUUUGAGCCGCUUCAAAUUUAACGUUAGCCAUCCAUUUGGGGGAAAACUUGUAUGCCUCACUUUCAGAGAGUAUUUUCUUUGAAGAGAUUUGCGGACUAACAGGUCCUUCGUGGGAGCCAUACAACAACUGCUGACUACAUAAAGCGUUCUAUUCAUCCUUGAAUGGCUUUGAAGUUGUAUAAUAACAAUGUGCAAUGUGCCAUUAAUUGGAGUAGAUUACACAUGCGUGUAUUAUUGUAAUUGCUGCAUUAAACUUUAUUCGGUUUUUAAUUUCCAAUUCAUCAUCUUUUAUCAGAUUGUUGGUGUUAAAAUCGAUUCAUCCUUUUUCAAAUGCUGGGAACUUCCUUAAAUCAAACCGGGCAAUUGUUUUCUGCAUUCAUUUAUCACAGUUGAUUGAGGACACAAGUGCUAUACAUAGUUUUCCAUUAUAUCCCACCAGUCCUUCAAAUGUCUCCCUGCUAGUCUUCAUAAUGGAAUUAUAGGGCGAACUAUAUAUUUUUUUCUGCUGCUUUCAUUGCUUUCCAUAUUUCUCCCUACAGUAUGAAAGCUGAUUGUGUUUGAAUAUCCAGUGUAGUUGCUUAGCAACAACAUCAUUGCCAGGAAAUGCUCUUAAAAGCUUAUUGUAGCACCUGACCCUCAUCUGCUGAUGUGGAAUAUAGGUAGAUCAAAAUGACGUCAGUUUCACAUAAGUAAAAGGUUAGUUAAUGUGAGGAACGCAUCCUCCGUGCCUCGCUUUGUGUCCUCCACACCAGAAACGACUGAAACGGGCACAUCUUGAUGUGUACGUAUUUGUAUUGAUCUUGGAUCCAAUAUUUGAACAUUUUAGUCUAUUUAACGCUAGCAAUUUGAACGAUUUUGGCAAAACACAUUCGUAUAAUUUCAAAUGCAGUGCUGAAGCUUCAUGAACAACCGGUUUCUACAAACAAGCCUCGGUUUGCUACAUGAGGAAGAUUCUCAUUCUAGAGUAUUUUAUUGGACAUGAAACUGAGUGCAUCAGUUCAUUUUCCUGAAAGAGAACGUUGGAAGUUUUUAAAUGCAUAUGUAUCUGAUCAUUUUGGAGAUUUUUUUUUUAUAAGUACACCAGCAUAUAGCAAACAUACAUCGACUAAAAGCCACAAAUGGAGUCUUUGCUUGAGUCAGACUUGCAUUUGAGCCUUUCCAUACCUCUUUUUUUAUUAUGUAAGCAAACUUGUGAAACGUUAACUGGCCAAAUGCUUACCUGCCCAAGAUCAUAAGGUGGUGAAUCAGUACAUCAACGUUCAGAUGUGUGUCGUCCCGUAGCAGGUUGUUCUUCUCAUCUAUGCAUCCUCUCUGCGGCCAGCAAAAUCACAUAACUCUUACGGCUACUGAGAGACAAUUCAUCUAAACCUUUCCCCAUUUUCGAAAGCUGCUCUAAGCUGAUUUCACUGGCUGUGAGAUGAAGACACUGGGGCUGAGACCCGUGUUGAAGCUGUUUCUGAAUCAGCACAGAAAGAUUGUAUUAUGACUAUUAAAUGAAGCAGUAUCAUCACUGUAGACUCUUAAUGUGGUGGGUCUCUCUCUCUCUCUCUCCGUCUCUCUCGCUCUAUCACCUUCUCACACUGACCAUGUGAUCAUUGCCAUGUAUAUAAUCUAAAGAUGUAAAUAUUCUCUAUUUUUUGACUUAUCAUUAGCAGAACAUGUGUUCUUCAGGAUUUGAAACAGAACGAAGCUUUUUGGAAACUAUUUGCAUUUCUCUUUCCCUCUAUUUAUGUGUGAAUCUCAUGAAAACGGGCCAUAUUUCACCACAGCAUCAAAUGACAGAAUUGUAUUGCGCAUAUAGAAAAAUAAUCCUGGUUUUUGGAUAAUUAAGAUUUUUUUCUUUGUGACAUUUCAUGAUAACAAAGCUAAAUUUACUGCUAGUGCUGUAUGGAUAUUUUACAUUUGAUUUAGUUUGAAUUCCCAUAUUGUAUUGUAGAUUAUCAUUACUGUGUAUAAUACAUUAAAAAUUAAUAUAAUUGUUUAUAUAUAAAUUAGCAUAAAUCAGUGAGUACAUCAAACUGUACCAUUAUAUUACAAGUUUUUUUUUUUUUGCAAUUUUGGGAAUGAUUUUCUUUUUUUGCAGUUUUUCUGAUGAAAUGUCACAUUGCAAAAAACAAAACAACACACUCAAAACAGGCUAAAUAAUACAAUUUUGUGGUGAAAUUUCACCAGUUUUUGGCAUUUAUUUUUUUUGAGAUUCACUCGUAUAUUUCUCUGUAUCUCUAACUUUAGGACAACACACUCCUCAAAAAAAUAAAUAAAAAUAAAGUUCAUCUUUUUGCAUAAAAAAAAAAAACAUACAGUACCGCUGAUAUCGGCUCUGUUCCAUUUAGAUCUUUUCUUCAUCUGUUUACCUAUUUAUUUGUACUGAGUAUUUUUAGUUCAUUUGCUUUCUUUUCUGUGUUGAUGCUGUGUGGUUCGGUUGUGGAGAGCUAGUUGAUUGGCCAGCAGUUCCGGGUCAAAGGUUGUGGCAAAUGCUUAACUGUGCGUGUGAGCCUCUGCACUAUGCCAUUCGCUACACAGAUGCUCUUUACCAAUAAAACAUGGACAUUUUUGGCUUUAGAACUCUGACUGCGCGUCUUUAUGUAUGACUUUUAUUAAAGGUGUUGUAAACAAGAUAUUUUUGAAGUGUUGAAGAUUCUGUAAACAUCAACAAAGGGGUGUGGCCUGUGCAUUUUUUCAUAGCCAAUCAGUAACACUGUCUGCAUGUGACUUGUGUCUGUUUAGGGUGGGGCUUCAGAGAGGGGGUGUGGUCUAAUUUAGCAACAGUCUGGUGGAAGUUUGGAAAAUGGUAAAAUUGCUUACCGGAUUGUUGAUAUUCAAUCUAUCUUUCUGCAGAAGGAUUAAAUCAGUGGUUCUCAAAUGCUUAAUUUAAUAGCCAGAUUAUAUGUUGGACAUUGAGCUCAAUUAUUUAUCAUACAAGUUAAAAUAAGUCCUUAAAAUAAACAUAGAUUUUUUUUUUCAUAUAAAAAAACCUGGCUGAAUAGGAAAAUGCUUUGCUAUCCUAACUGCGCAUGUUUAUAGUUAGUUGCAUUUUAUUAUUUGCAUUCAACAGAUGUUAUCGUGACCUUGCAUCAAGAUGUUUUGAUUUUCAGUCACUAACAAUGUACAGUCAGUCGGUCAUUACAGCGUAAGCUGAUUUGAUCUUGUUUGUGAUAAUGACCGGAUGAUUGCACAUCAUCCCACUUAUUGCACAGCUACUUAAAGAAGUAAAUAAAUCUGAUUCAAGUAUAAACGAUUUCCUGUGAGAAGAGAGCGAUAUGAAGUGCGGUGAAAUAUAUUUUAAGAAUAUUCGGUGGCAGAAUGCAGUGACUGACCAAUCAGAAAACAAGUAUUCUGGAAAAUGGUGCACAUUUCAGGUCAAAAGUUUGGAACAGUUAUGAUUUCUUUAAUGUUUCUGAAAGAAGUCACUUGCGCUCGCAAAGGCUGCAUUUAUUUAAUCAAAAAUACAAUAAAAUUAUUACAAUUUGAAAUAACUGUUUUCUUUGUGAAUAUAUUGUUACAUGUAAUUUAUUCCUGUGAUCAAAGCUGAAUUUUCAGCAUCAUUACUCCGGUCUUCAGAAAUCAUUCUAAUAUGUUGAUUUGCUGCUCAAGAAACAUUUCUGAUUAUUAUCAGUGUUGAGGGAACAGUUCUGCUGCCCAGUAUUUUUGUGGAAACUUAUACAUUUUAUUGUUCAGGAUUAUUUAAUCAAUAUAAUGUUCAAAAGAUCCACAAAUAUUCGAAAUGGAAUCUUUUGUUGUAAAUGUCUUUACUGUCACGUUUGAUCAAUUUAAUGCAUCCUUAUUUUUUACUAUUUUAUUGUUAUUCAUUUGAUUAAAUCUUACCUACCCCAAACUUUUAAGCGUUUCACCGU